Messenger RNA from Dromiciops gliroides (monito del monte), 3361 nucleotides. It is a transcript of the gene TRIM28, whose product is annotated as tripartite motif containing 28. Lineage: Eukaryota; Metazoa; Chordata; Mammalia; Microbiotheria; Microbiotheriidae. Gene Ontology annotation, molecular function: transcription corepressor activity; protein binding; zinc ion binding. The record is from RefSeq and is a predicted model, not a curated record.
GCGCGAGGCGGGAGCGCCGGCCGGCCCCUCCCCUCUUUGGCGGCGCGCGCGUCCCGACGCGCACGCGCAGAGGCCCGUGACCGAGGCCGCGCCUGUGCCCGCGCCCGUGCGAUCGGCCUCGGCAGCGGCGGCGGCGGCGGGAACGCGAGCGGAGCCGCGUGAGGCCCGGGCCCAGCCCCGGCGGAGAGCGCGCCAGUAGCGCGGGAUGGCGGCGUCUGUGGCGGCGGGCGCGGGCAGCCCUGGCUCCGGGGACGGGCCCGCGGGCGCCGACAAGCGCGGGCCCGGGGGCCCCGGAGGAGCGGCCGCCUCGGCCUCGGCGGCGUCCGGGGGGCCCUCGGCGCCUGGGCCCGCCGCCGCCUCCGCGGCCUCCGCCGCCGCCGCCUCGUCGUCGUCCUCGGCCGGCGGGCCCUCGGGGCCCGGGGCCUCAGCCUCGGGCGCCGCCGGCUCCGGUCCCGCCGCGGCCGCGGCCUCGGCCUCGGCCUCGGGCGGCGCGGGCUCGGGCGGCGGGCCCAGCGGGGCGGCCGAGUUGCUGGAGCACUGCGGUGUGUGCCGGGAGCGCCUGAGGCCCGAGCGGGAGCCGCGCCUGCUGCCCUGCCUGCACUCGGUGUGCGGCCAGUGCCUGCUGCUCGGGCCGGCCUCCGCGCCGGGCGGCGCCGCCGGGCCCGCCUCCUCUGCCGGCCCCGCGGCCGCCAACAACGGGGGCGACGGCGCCGUGGUGGACUGCCCCGUGUGCAAGCAGCAGUGCUUCGCCAAGGACAUCGUGGAGAACUACUUCAUGAGGGACAGCGGUGCCAAGACCGCCCCGGACCCCAAGGAUGCCAACCAGUGCUGUACCAGUUGUGAGGACAAUGCCCCGGCCACCAGCUAUUGCGUGGAGUGCUCAGAGCCCCUCUGUGAGACCUGCGUGGAGGCUCACCAGCGUGUCAAGUACACCAAGGACCACACCGUCCGCUCCACUGGCCCUGCCAAGUCUCGAGACGGGGAGCGCACUGUCUAUUGCUCAGUCCACAAGCAUGAGCCCUUGGUCCUCUUCUGCGAGAGUUGUGACACCCUCACCUGCCGAGACUGCCAACUCAAUGCCCACAAGGACCAUCAGUACCAGUUCCUAGAGGAUGCUGUGAGAAACCAGAGGAAGCUCUUGGCCUCCUUGGUCAAACGCCUGGGGGAUAAACACGCCACCCUGCAGAAGAACACCAAGGAAGUGCGCACCUCGAUCCGCCAGGUAACAGAUGUGCAGAAGCGGGUGCAGGUGGAUGUGAAGAUGGCCAUCCUGCAGAUCAUGAAAGAAUUAAAUAAGCGGGGCCGGGUGCUGGUCAACGACGCCCAGAAGGUGACGGAGGGGCAGCAGGAGCGCUUGGAGCGCCAGCACUGGACCAUGACCAAGAUUCAGCGUCACCAGGAGCACAUCCUGCGCUUCGCCUCCUGGGCCUUGGAGAGCGACAACAACACCGCUCUGUUGCUGUCCAAGAAGCUGAUUUACUUCCAGCUUCACCGGGCCCUCAAGAUGAUAGUGGACCCCGUGGAGCCCCAGGGGGACAUGAAGUUCCAGUGGGACCUCAACGCUUGGACCAAAAGUGCUGAGGCCUUCGGCAAGAUUGUUUCUGAGAGGAGCGGGCCUGGCUCCAUGGCCCCUCCCCGGCCCCCUGGCAAGCCUGGAGGCAAUCAGGCCAUGGACCUGCAAGAGGGCUAUGGGAGCUAUGGCCCAGAUGAUCCCUACAGCGCUGAGCCCAAUGUGUCGGGGAUGAAAAGGUCCAGGUCUGGUGAGGGGGAAGUGAGUGGCCUUAUGCGGAAGGUACCCCGAGUGAGCUUGGAACGCCUUGAUCUGGACCUCACAGCGGACAGCCAGCCCCCUGUCUUCAAAGUCUUCCCUGGGACCACCAACGAGGACUACAACCUCAUUGUCAUCGAGAGGGGGGGCCAGCCAGGGGCCCCUGGUGGGCCUCCCAUGCCACCCAUGGCCAUGGUUAAGGAGGAAGAGACUGAGGCUGCCAUCGGAGCCCCCCCAGGAGUGGAGGGGAUGGAGACAAAACCGCUGCUCCUGCCUCCCCUGGAGGCUUCGGGACCCGAGGGCCCUCACCUGGCCUCACCCAGUGGCAGCACCAGCUCUGGCCUGGAAGUGCUGGGUGGGCCUGAUGCAGCCGCGGCAGCAACUUCUGCCACUAGUGGCCCCGGAGCCGUGGAUGACAGCGCUACCAUCUGCCGUGUCUGCCAGAAGCCAGGGGACCUGGUGAUGUGUAGCCAGUGCGAAUUCUGCUUCCAUUUGGAAUGCCACCUGCCCACUCUGCAGGAGGUGCCUGGGGAGGAGUGGAGCUGCUCCCUGUGCCAGGAGGUAGUGGACUGUAAAGAUGAGGUCCCUCUUCCUGGUCCCGAGAGUAAGUGUGAACGUGUGCUGCUGGCCUUGCUCUGUCAUGAGCCGUGCCGUCCCCUGCACCGACUGGCAACAGACCCCACUCCUUCAUCGGAGCAGCCAGGCACCCUGGACCUCACUCUGAUCCGAGCGCGCCUGCAGGAGAAGCUGUCGCCCCCCUAUGGCUCCCCCCAGGAGUUUGCCCAGGAUGUGGGCCGCAUGUUCAAGCAAUUCAACAAACUCACGGAGGACAAAGCUGACGUCCAGUCCAUCAUCGGCCUCCAACGCUUCUUUGAGACUCGCAUGAACGAGGCUUUUGGGGACACCAAGUUCUCUGCCAUUCUGGUGGAGCCCCUCCCUCCCCCUCUCCCAGGCCCUGGCCUGGCCCCUCCGGAGCUGGUGGGGGGCCCCAGCGAUGGUAACUGAGCCCCGCCUUGCCCACGGCACCGUGGUCCCCUCACUCAUUCCCUCCUCCACCUGUCGGUCCUUCUGUUUCCUCCCCCAGAUGCGGUUUUUACUUCUCUCAAUUUAAUAAAAACGUAACCCAGGAGGCAAGGUCCCCCAAGUCAUGCAGACCCAGAGCGAGCAGGGUGUCCUGGGGGGUCCCUGGCAUGGGGCUGGCUCGGUGGGCAUGGCUGUUUGGUGGGCUGCCCCGGCCCUCCCCCCCACGUUUAGCGAGGCUUCUCUGGGAUGCAGCCCAGGGAGGGGAGAGGACCCCACCCCUGAGGCUGCUGGUGGGUGAACUCCCGUAGACAGUCUUUCCUCUUGGGGCCCCCCACAGCCACUUGCUGUGAGAAGCUCCGACCCCCAAGGUCUGAAGGGCCGUCUUGUCUUUGGAUGGCUCCCAAGUCGGCUUAGUUUUUCCUGACAAUCUCUCCCUGGAGAAGCUGGGGUUUGGAGGGGCUUUGGGGAGCCUCCCCAUGGAGGGUGGGGCCCAGGAGCUGCCUUUACUUUGUCAUCUGCUUCUUGUACUGAACACCCACCCAAUAAACUUGCCAGCCAUGCCUCUCCCCA